Molecule: messenger RNA, 3361 nt
Organism: Dreissena polymorpha
Lineage: Eukaryota; Metazoa; Mollusca; Bivalvia; Myida; Dreissenidae
Exons: 7
Coding region: 210-1964 (584 amino acids)
Biological process (GO): positive regulation of DNA-templated transcription
Cellular component (GO): nucleoplasm; chromatin
Molecular function (GO): ubiquitin-protein transferase activity; zinc ion binding
Source: RefSeq, a predicted model, not a curated record
GUGUGCAAAGACGUGUUUCUAUCAUAAUUAGGGAAAUAUUUUUCUAAUUCAGAUAAGCCUUUAGAGUCAUAUUAGACGUGUUAAAUUUGUACUAAUGUAAAAAAUAUAUACAAAAAAUUGUUGAUGUAUAAUAUGUUUCUUCAUUGAUGCAGAUAUUUUUUGUAUUUGAAGUGUCAAUAAGUGACUGCUGAAAUACAUCAAUCUACAAAAUGGCAACCAAUUCUCAGUCUUCAGUUGAAAAUGGUUCUGAUGAAGUUAAGGACUAUAUUUGUAAUGCCUGUGAAGACCAUAAUAAUGUUGAGACAAGUGCUGACUUCUAUUGUAAACAGUGUGAUCGGUUUUAUUGUGGAAACUGUUUAGAGCUACACGGUAAAGUGUUUGCGAAACAUACUGUAUUUGAAAGAUUUUAUCUAUAUGAGGAAUGGCCAGUUUCAAAAAAGUUGGUGGAAUUUAUGCAAACUUGUGAUGAACACAAGGACCAUAAAAUUGACAAGUUCUGCAACCUACACAGACAGCUGUGCUGCCCUCAGUGUGUAUCAGAUUAUCACAUGUUGUGUUAUCACAGCCAAUGCAGUAAAGUAACUCCCAUAUCUGAGCUGACCGAUCCUCAGCCCAAAGAUCUGCAGAAACUGUCAGCGAGGCUGGAGACUGUGCUCGAAGGAAUCAUAUGCCUGCAAAGCAGUCAUGAGGCCAGUAUUAAAUCAUUACAAGAAACAUGCAAGGAACAUGGGGCAUUCAUGAUGGAACAAAUGCGUUUCAAAAUAAAUAAUACUGUAGAUGAAUAUGGUAAUAGUUCUGUGGAAUUCAUGAUAAAACAAAUGCGUGGCAAUAUAAAUGCUACGUCUGAUGAAAAUGAGCAAUAUAUAAAAGAUGAAAUGCGUAGUUGUGUACUUUCUAUCUUGAAUGAAUUUGAUAAUAGUACUGUGAAGGAGCUGAAAGAAAUUAAAGAUGAAGUUAUAAGCAUAACAGAUUCCAUUACAAGUUCUAUUGAUAAAUGCAUCGUUCUUCAGAACGCGUUAACACAAUUACUUGAAACCAUUUAUAAAAUUGGGAAUAAUAAGGAGAUCUUACUUAUAGCCAGCAUAAAAUGUGAGCCCAAAAUACAGCACUCAAUGAGUGUGCUGGGGAAGUCAGACCAGGUGUUCACUGUCCAGGGAAUAGGGCGUGAGCACAAUAUGAGAAUGCCAAUGGAUUCACGAGUACCCGCUAUUGCAGCAAUAUGUGUUCUCCCAGAUGGACAGGUGCUGUGUUUAGACUACCACAAUAAAAAAGUCAAGCUGCUGGACCAGCAGUACCGGGUGGUGAGUCACUGUGGUGUGAAUGCUUGUCUUGAGGACAUGUGCCAGAUCACACCCAGUAAGGUGGCUGUGAUUGUGGAUGAUGGAGGUAACACACAAGAGGUCCAGUUUAUCACAGUCAUCCAGAGCCAGCUUGUUUUAGGGAGAAAGUUUAAGUUAGGACAUCAAUGUACAGGUAUUGCCCACCACCAGGGAGACCUGUUCAUUGCCUCUGGUACAACACUGUAUAAGUACUCCCUGAGUGGGCGUAUGUUCCGCGAACUCUAUAGCGAUGACACAGGUGGUGCUACAGUAUACAGGUGUGCUGUGAGUCCCACUGGAGACAAGCUGUACAUAACCAGCUACUACGACGACCGGCUCAUCACCUUGGUCAGGGAUGGAAAAGAUUUGGAUUCGGAACUUGCAUAUUAUCCAAAAUAUGUUCGUGAAGUUGAAGGGCCAACUGAUAUUCAUGUGACCCCUGCAGGCCAAGUGCUGGUCUGUUCGUACCUGUCUCACACUAUACUCCAGGUAGACUGGACGAGGUCGAUAGACCCGGCUCUGGCCACACUUGUUACUUGGAAGAAAGGAAUGGUGGAUCCAUACUCAGUCUGCUACAACAACACCACAUCCUCAAUCAUUGUGGGAAUGUGUAAUGGCAACGUCAUGGUGUUCAGAGUGAAAUAAUGUGUUCAUUGAAAUAUAAUAGUUAUUGUUAUUAUUAAUUAAUGUUGCAAUGCCAAUAUGUUGUUGAGCAUAAUACAAUUGAAAUGCGUCAUAUAACAAUACGACAUUGUGUGUGUAGUUUCAGAUGCAAAUCAUUUGUGUACAAAUGUUGUUUGCUUAUACAAUGUGAAUGUUUUCUUUGAACGUAAGAACUAAAACAUAUUAUGUUAUGUUCUUAUAACAUUUUAUAGUUUUAGUGUUCUUUUUUAAUUAACAAGCUGUUGUAUUUGAAAACACAAAGUAUUUCAAGUGUAUAUUUAAUGUUUGUACAUAUAUACACUUCACUGACUUGUCCAAAGCACAUAAUGCUAUUUUUAGACUCUCAUUUCUACAUAUAUCGUGUCAUUUGAGAAAUUUAUAUUGGUGAAUACUGUUUGUAAAUAUGAAAUAUUAUAGUAAUCUUUAAAGGGAAAGCUAUUGAUCUAUUGAGUACUGCUAACAUAAAGUAAUCGCCUGCUGUGAGAUAUAUUACCGUAGUAUUACCUUUUUUAUGCUGCUGAUUAUUUGUCGUUUUUUUAUAAUUACAAUGUAAAUUUUGGGUGAAUCUAAAAUAGACAUACAGAAAAUAAAUCAAGACAUUCUGCUUGGACCGGAAAAGGAAACAACAAUUCCCCGGCAGGGAAGGAUUGCCAGCUCCUGUCGGAACCAAUGUCUCCAUGGGGCUCAUUGAAAUAUGACCUUGGAACACCUUAAGGUCAGAAGGCUUGUGAACAUUUUCGACACAAGAGUUGUCAGUGGUGCUAGGCAAUUGUGUUUGACUGAUAGAAGCAAGUCUCCAUAGACAGGACCCAUAGAGAGAGACUGAGGGAGAAACAGCAGAGCACUCCCAACGACGACGAUAAGCAGGGCAUGGAGCCCGCCCAAACAACGGACGACAAGCAGAGCAAAAAGCUUCUGGUGCUUCUGAGGUCGCUACUCAGCCUGGACAAUGGUACAUAUGAUGACAUCAUCAAGACCAAUGUGAAUUCGUAGAAGAUAAGAUCCGACAGAACCAGGAAUUAAUUAGAGCAUACAGAUGAGGGUACAGAUGGACGCAUAUACAAUUCUGCCCUUAUUGCAGAAUAGAGGCAUUACAGGCCGUGGCAGCUGGAAUCGUGUCGUCCUCAUUUACGUUUGCAACGCCAUCCGUGAUGACAAAGAUGAUGUUCUCGGCAUCGAAGCGAUCACCGAGCUCUUCAUGUGAAAUCUCUUCGACGACUCGCAGGGCACCUGCCGUUGUGGAUGGAAAACUUACUUCACGGCAUUCUGGAUGAUCGGGAGGUCCUUGUAGCGACCCAGCGAGAAGACGAUCUGGACCUCGGUGCUAAACGUGAUGAGGGAGAAACGGUUGCGAGCGUCCUUGCUACUGAACUCCUCGA